AUGGGAGCCUCCCUGACCUCACAGUUCCAUCCUUUGACCUGUGAACCAGGCUGCAAUAAACCACUGACCGCUCCGGCCAUGCUGGUUAAUGGAGUCACCGUCAUGAGAGGUUCUUUAGAGGACAGCACCUUCAUAGAGACCAAGGAACCCUACAGACAGGUCAGGGAGGAAGUUUGGCCCGUUUAUGACAAGAAAGUCUUGGGGGUCAUUAUUGGAAAAACCGACGUAAGGAGCUUCCCUGAUAGGAGAAAUGCUGAGAUUGAGCGAUUCACUUUUGGUUUCACCAUGAAAGACUCCCCUGACUUCUUUAUCAAUGUGACCGCCUGGGGGAAUGAGGCGUACGUCAACGGGCUGGCCAGCAGCUUCAGCAUUGGAGACUGUGUGAUCAUUGAAAACCCUCUAGUUUCCACCAAAGAUCCAGAGAAAGGAGACAAGUUCUGCCCUGAAACACCAAGCCACUACAGGCUGUUAGUCACAGAGAAUCACUCCCAGGUGUGUCUGUGUGCCGAUGUCGACACCAUCGACGGGAUCCUGCCUCUCCUUCACCUCCCUGUGAAAGACCCUGGGGAUUUCUACUCCCUGGGAGAUAUUAUGGCCAACGGACAGAGGCUGGACGGCACAGUAAUAAAUAUACUGGCAGCGGUGAAAUGGAUCGGAGAAGCGAAGCAUUUCACAACAUCCGAUGGACGAAGAGGACAGAGGCUGGAAGUGAAGCUGUUCGACGACUCCGUCUCCUCUUUUCCUCUCAUUUGCUGGGACAUGGAGGCCAUUCAGCUGAUGCAGAACCUUCUCCCCAGAGAGACGGUGCUCUUCAUCGCUGACGCAAAGAUGAGCUUCGACAGCUUUCGCAGCAGCAUGGUGGCGACGGUUAACUCCAAGACCAUUAUUACCGUCAACCCCGACACAAGAGAGGCCAGUUUUUUGUUCAGCUAUGCUAAAAAACUAUCAGAGUCUGGAGUUUUAGACCAAGAGGAGGCAUCAGAAGAUCCGACCGUGGAGUCCAUCACUGAUGUGUACACUGUGAACCAGCUGAAGGAGAGGGCCAAAGAGCAGUCAGAGCCUCUCUAUGGCAUCACCUACAGCUUCAUCUCCAAGUUCGACCUCGACUCGUCCGUCUCAAAGGUCAUCAAGACCCGCUGUUCUAAAUGUAAGUUUUUGGUGACGGAGGACAUGAAGAGCUGCACCAACCAGCUCUGUCCUGGGAGGGAGCAGCCUCUCUCCACCACCACCGGCUUCGACUUAUUGGUGGACUUCACAGACCACACCGGCACUCUGCAGGCCUGCAGCCUCAGAGGACUGGUGGCAGAGCAGACCCUCGGCUGCACGACUGAUGAGUUCAUUACUUUGACCGAUGAUCAACGAACGUCACUGAAGUGGAAAUUUCUAUUGGGGCGGUGCAAAAUAUACAUAAAGAUCCUCCCGUCUCCAAGGAUGAAGAGUGGACUCAGGGGGAUGAUCCUGGCGUGUACGCUGGCGGAUCCAGGAGAGGUGAAGCAGCAUAUGACCAAGCUGCUUCAGGAACUUUAAUCAGCAAAUGUUUCUGUCAUAUGUUCUGCUGCUCGUUUGGUUCUGAGAUAAUUCAGCAAAUUCUAUAUAUUUAUUUAAUUUAUAUAUUUAAUGUAUUUAUUCAGUUGGUGUGGUA
Messenger RNA from Cyprinodon tularosa, 1642 nucleotides. RefSeq names its product meiosis specific with OB-fold (gene meiob). Gene Ontology annotation, molecular function: single-stranded DNA 3'-5' DNA exonuclease activity; single-stranded DNA binding. Gene Ontology annotation, biological process: resolution of meiotic recombination intermediates. Lineage: Eukaryota; Metazoa; Chordata; Actinopteri; Cyprinodontiformes; Cyprinodontidae. The coding region runs from base 1 to 1527 and encodes 508 amino acids. The transcript has 14 exons. The record is from RefSeq and is a predicted model, not a curated record.